Messenger RNA from Penicillium lagena, 555 nucleotides. RefSeq lists its product as uncharacterized. Lineage: Eukaryota; Fungi; Ascomycota; Eurotiomycetes; Eurotiales; Aspergillaceae. The record is from RefSeq and is a predicted model, not a curated record. The transcript has a single exon. Bases 1 to 555 code for a protein of 184 amino acids.
AUGAAAAUUCUUUAUAUUGCAAUAACGGUGCUUUCCGCUGCGAGAUCCAUGUCACACAAUGUUGUCUUUAACGGGACAGGAUUUGGGACCUACUACUACGAUGUUGCCCAGGUCGAUGUUUGUGGUACCAGCUUCUCUAAUCAGAAUCUCGGUGAUGUAGAGUGCAGCUUCACCACAGGAUUAUCAUUGGAUGACAUCGCCUCCAAUUACGUUGUUGCAAUGAACCACACCCAGCUUGUGCAAGAUCCAGCCAAAUACUGCGGAAAGCGAGUAGUUGUCUCUGUCAAUGGACAGCGGUCUUCCCAUCUUCUUUUCAUUGGUGAUGGCUGUGUGCGUUGUGCACAAGGGUCCCAUACUACCUGGAAUCCUGAAGAGGCCGCAGGUCUCGAUUUCAGUUGCUCAGUACUAGAUGAAUUGAUGGAUAAUCAGGCUUGCAAUGACGGAUAUGCAAGGAUAUCAUGGGAAAUUAUUGACCAAACCCUCUACCAAUUCAAUACCACUGACAUCGGAGCGUCACGGGAUCCUGUAUCCGCAUCAACCAAAUUUUGCUCUUAG